ACGGGCCAGGGCGCGCAGGGCUCCGUGGGAGCAGGGCGAGGGGGCCGCUGCUGGCGGGCCGCGCCUCGCGGCCUGCGGCGAGAGCGCGGGCCUGAGCGGGGCCUGGCGGCGCCGCGGGCGGGGCGGGUGCGGCCGGACCGGGCCUGGGCGCACCGGGAGCAGCGGGACCGGGGGGACGGCGGGGCCGGGCCCGGGCGGCUCUCGCUGCCCGCCGGCCCGAGCGGCAAACUGCGGCCGCUCCAUUGUUCGUCGGCGGGAGGUGUUGGUGUGGCGCAGCUGCGAUCGGCGGGCGGCGCCGGGCCCACCGCUCUGCCCCGGGGCUCCGCACUGCGGCUCGGGCUCACCGGGCACGCUGAGCACCUCGAGGGCUCCCUUUGUGCCGGGCCUAGCCGACGGAAAGGGAAAGGUCCGGAGCUGAUGCCCCGGCCGCCCGCCCGCGCCCGGAGAGCAGAGAUUGAAGCAAGUGAAUUGUGAUAUAACUGAACUUCAAUAGAGGGCUUUUUUUAAAAAAAAGUUGUUCCACAGUGCAUCAGAGCAAGUUACUGCUUUACUUUUGAGUGACUUACAGGUGCUUGCCUGCAUUGCAAUAAAGGACUCAUAUAUUGAGCAAGACUUAUUUAUCUCUUCAUUUUGGAGAGUCUAAUAAACUGUUAUUACAGUUUCUGUACUGACUUUCAAAGUUUUGAAGUCUAAAAAGACAUCUUUAAAGAUAAAAGCAUGAGCACGGCCAGAACAGAGAACCCUGUUAUAAUGGGUCUAUCCAGUCAGAAUGGGCAGUUGAGAGGCCCUGUAAAACCCAGCGGGGGCCCAGGAGGUGGAGGCACACAAACUCAGCAACAGAUGAACCAGCUGAAAAAUGCCAACACAAUCAACAAUGGCACUCAACAGCAAGCACAGAGUAUGACCACCGCUAUUAAACCUGGUGAUGACUGGAAGAAGACUUUAAAACUCCCUCCAAAGGAUUUGAGAAUUAAAACUUCGGACGUGACCUCCACAAAAGGAAAUGAGUUUGAAGAUUACUGUUUGAAACGGGAGUUGCUGAUGGGAAUUUUUGAAAUGGGCUGGGAAAAACCAUCUCCUAUUCAGGAGGAAAGCAUCCCCAUUGCUUUAUCUGGUAGGGAUAUCUUGGCUAGAGCAAAAAAUGGAACAGGCAAGAGUGGAGCCUACCUCAUUCCUUUACUUGAACGGCUAGACUUAAAGAAGGACAAUAUACAAGCAAUGGUGAUUGUUCCCACCCGUGAACUAGCCCUGCAGGUCAGUCAAAUCUGUAUCCAAGUCAGCAAGCACAUGGGAGGUGCCAAAGUGAUGGCAACAACGGGAGGAACCAAUUUGCGAGAUGACAUAAUGAGACUUGAUGAUACAGUGCAUGUGGUGAUAGCUACCCCUGGGAGAAUUCUCGAUCUCAUCAAGAAAGGAGUAGCAAAAGUUGAGCAUGUCCAGAUGAUAGUAUUGGAUGAGGCAGAUAAGUUGCUGUCUCAAGAUUUUGUUCAAAUAAUGGAAGACAUAAUUCUCACGCUACCUAAAAACAGGCAGAUUUUGCUCUACUCAGCCACUUUUCCUUUGAGUGUGCAGAAGUUCAUGAAUUCCCAUUUGCAGAAACCCUAUGAAAUUAAUCUGAUGGAGGAGCUGACCUUGAAGGGAGUUACUCAGUACUAUGCCUAUGUCACUGAGCGUCAGAAAGUGCACUGCCUCAAUACACUCUUUUCCAGGCUCCAGAUUAACCAGUCGAUCAUUUUCUGCAACUCCUCUCAACGGGUUGAAUUGCUAGCCAAAAAGAUCUCCCAGCUGGGCUAUUCCUGCUUUUAUAUCCAUGCUAAAAUGAGGCAGGAGCACCGCAAUCGUGUAUUCCAUGAUUUCCGAAAUGGCUUGUGCCGCAAUCUCGUUUGCACUGAUCUGUUUACCCGAGGUAUUGAUAUCCAGGCUGUGAAUGUGGUGAUAAAUUUUGAUUUCCCAAAGCUGGCAGAAACUUAUCUUCAUCGCAUUGGCAGAUCAGGUCGCUUUGGUCAUCUUGGCCUGGCCAUCAACCUAAUCACCUAUGAUGAUCGAUUCAACCUGAAAAGUAUUGAGGAGCAGUUGGGAACUGAAAUUAAACCCAUACCAAGCAACAUUGACAAGAGCUUGUAUGUGGCAGAAUACCACAGUGAACCUGUAGAAGAUGAGAAACAGUAAACAUGCAGGCUUUGAUUACACAUGCCAGAAGGUGAAGCCCUAUGAUCCAGAUCUGUGACACAUCGUUUCUUUGGGGAUACCCUUCUCUUUGUGGGUUUUUCUUCAUCUUUUCAUUUCGGAACUAUGAAGACUAAAAGAGCUCGGCCUUUUUUUCUCUUUAAAUUUGGCAGCAAGGAAGAAAGAAGAUAAAAGGAGGAAUGUCUUUUUGUUUUUCCACUUGUUUGCACUGUGUGCUGAUUGAACAUUAGUUGCACUAACUGCUGGUUUUAAAUUUUGUUUUCUUUGGGCGGGAGGGUCAGCAAGGGAAGAAGAGAAACCCUGAAAAGAGAAGAAUCUUGAUGAACACGAGCUUGUCUGCUAUUUCAAAUUCUUUAACCAUUGACUGAGUGCAUUUCAACUUCUCCCUGGUUACUCAUCUGUUUUUUAAGCUAAAGAGCUUCUUACUUAUUCGUGCAAAGUGCCUUAUGCUAUGAGACCAUUCAGAAUAUCACCUUUCCAACACAGCCCAAGGAAUCAACAUCUGUUUUUGAUUUCAGGUCAAAGUUCCACUUUCUUCCCCUUCUCCUCCUUCCCAUGUACUCAAGCCCAGGGCUGGGAGGUGAAAUGUAUUGGUUAUUAGUAAUACUCCUUUUUCGUUCCAACUUACUUUUUUUAUUUUUUUUUUUUUUUUAUUGGAGGAGUUGAUAUGCAUCUGCAGUUCACCCAAACUGUAAAUAUCUGUAUUUAAAAUGAAACCAACUUAAAAUCUGGGCUGAUUAGGUGCAGCAUCAUAGCUCCAGAAGGAAAGAGUAGCCUGUGAUCCUUUGCAGGAGCCAUAAGAAAAGCCCUGUGCUCUAGCAGAACACUAAAGACUGGUUUCCAUGAGUCUUCAUUAGUAGUUACAGCACUUGACAGGUAGACUUGUUUCAGAGCCAUGGCCCUCUUUCUUCUGGUGCAGUGUGUCCCAUAGAAAAUCAGAUGUGUAUAUUGUACAAACUUUGUAAAUAUGAUUUUUUUUUCUGUUUGGGUUCAUAUAUAACUUUUUCUUUAUGAUGAAGGUUGCUGAGGUUAAAGGGAUUAGACUGAUUAUGGGAGCAGCUAAAGAUGAGAGGGGCUCAGUUUUCUGCAACACUAAACAAUGAGAAGUGCUCUGACCUCUGUGAACUGCAGGCCACCACAAGUGUCCCUUGUCAGGGUGGAUUUACUCUGGUGCUAGCAACAGUCCUGUACUGCUCGUAUGGAAGAGAUCACUUGUGGGGCUCCAAGGCCUCCAAAUCCAUAGCUCAGCCUUUUGGGAGAUGCUCUUUGAUUUUCCCCUUUAGAAACUUCAGGAACUUGACAAGCUCUUAAGGAGUCCAUGACCUGUGUUCCACCAUGGUGUGAGGGAAAUCCAGUGGGUGUCGCUGAGCAGUAUACGCGUAAGGUGUGGAUUUGGGUUUGAGAGACCAUAAAAAAACCAGCUUACGUGCAUAAACUGACAGUUCUGGAGCUUUGUGGAAUUGAUUCACUUCCUGCAAGUGCUGCAUUUUCUGCCCAGAGUGGCCUCUGUGCAGAACUGUGAGCAGGUAAGGGCAAACCCCUGUUAAUGUCAGAAGCUGCAGGAAGCUGCUUGCCAUCUACUCUUGUUUGCCAUGAGUUGCUGUCUGUCAUUUUGCAUUGUAUAUUGCUGAAAAGUGCUUUCUGGUCAAGUAGUGUUGCUUUAAAUUGUGCCCCUCCCAACAUGCUUGAUGUUUGGCCUGAUCUACAGGCAAAAGGAGUGAGACAAAUCAAAAAAUUACUCUUUUUAAAAUCCCUUUUAGCCUGUUAACCACCACUGUCAGGAGGCACCUGGGUGAAUACAAUCCCUUUUGCUCAGUCAUUUAUUGCAUAUACAGAUGCUGCACUCACACCAUGCUUGCUUACCUUUGAGGCAGGAUUUAAUUGUCUUAAUUUCUCCCCAUUUUGACCCUUUUUUUGAAUUGGAGUAAAAUAGUUUGGAAUUGCAAGGUGGACUAGCCGUUCCUUUCCUUGAUGAUCAUAAAUAGAAGCCAGGUGCCUCCUGACAACAACUUUACAAGAUUGAAAGGUUUUUGUGUUCAGGAUGUUUUUCUUCUUUUUGUCAGCAGUGACUCCAUAAUUGUAGCAAAUGCUGCACUAGAAUACAAACUCAAGAGCUUGGUCUCUGUGAGCCACAUAGCUUAUAUCUGACUGGCAGGUACUAAAUGUAAACAGUUUUGGGGUGCUUUUUGGGGGUGGGGGGUGGGAGCUUCUGGGUGGUAACUUCGACCAAAAGUAAAAUCUUGCUCCUGUACUGCAGCCAGCUUAUGAUUUUCCAGACAGAAGAGGGAUCAUUUUAAUGCAACAAAGAUAUGAAAAUGUAAAUAAAUUUUGUAUCUCACCAGGGCAUGCACAUGUAACAAGAACAGGAUAGCGAUGUCAAGUCGGGUGUGUGUGCUCUGCAUGGAUUUGUGGUAGGUUAGCCUGGUGCCAUGCAUUGAUGGUCCCUCUUGAAGCACAGAACUUUUGAAAGUAUUACUUUAAAAUUGGCCUCUCAUUGAGGAAUGGCACUUACCUAAACUACCGGGGGCACCAUUUUUAGGUGGCUUCUUGUCAAGAAAGAAGCAGCCUAUUUUUGGUGCUAGUAGGCUAUCUCAAACUGAUGCGAUCUUGCAAAUGGAAAGAUGCUCCAGAAGACUAGGAUAAUCCUAGUUUUUUUUUUGUUUUGUUUUGUUUUUAUUUUUUGUGUGUGGGUUUUGUUGUUUUUUUUUUUUUUUUUUUUUUUUUUUUUUUUUUUUUUUGUUGUUGUUGUUGCUUUUUCUUCCCCCCUUUUUUUUUGUUUAUUUGUUUGGGGCUUUUGUUUGUUUUUAUUAUUUUGGUUUGGGGUUUUCUUAGUUGUUUUGUUCCCUACCCAAAAGUAAGGAGUGUGUAUAAAUCUUGGCUUCCUGAGACUUCUUGUGAGCUCCAGUUUUUGCUGGUUAUCAGCCUUUACGGAUGUAUUAGUCAGAACCUUCAGUGAUGAGCCCAAGGUCAAAUACUUCCUCUGACAGAGUUGAUGAGAAUGAGGAUCUGAUGUGUUCUGCAUUGCUUUUUUGUUGGAAAUCUGAAAGUGUCACUCUAUAAAUCUCUGAAAUGGGGCUUCACAACUGUAUGAGGUGGCUGUGAAGAAGGAAUCUUCAGCCCCUUGAGAGAACCUAUGGGCCAGUCUGAGUGUCCACUGUCAGGUGGGCACUGUAGCUGCUGGAGGCCUUUUCCCAAAGGGAGGGGGGUGGGUUGGUCUCAAAUACGUGUUUCAAUUUCCAGAAUGAGAUGGGAGCAUCUUUCCUUGCCGUCUGUGACUGUUUUUGUGGGUAAGAACAGGGAAGCUCAACAUGAAUUCAUGUUGUGUUAUAUGAUGGUAUCAAAUCAUCUCAUUCUGAUAUUCUGUUUAUUUUUAUUUGGGAUGGGGGGGAGGGUGUCUGCUCCAAGGAUUUAAAAAUGCUUCAAACACUUUUUUUUUUUUUUUUUUACAAAUGAUUGAUAGGACACAGACCUGAGCAGAUGGCUAUCUUGCCUCAGUUUCUGUAAGAGAGGUUACAGAGCUGUCAUGCCACAUCUCUUGAGCUGCUAUUGUGGUGGUUCUUGCCCUGAUGCUGAACUUCAUAAUGCUGCUGGGGCUGCUGGUCAUUACUUCCUGAGAACAAAGUGAAUUUUGUUCCCAGAAACUCCAGCAGUACAGCUGCCAUGGUAGAGGUUGGGCAACUGUAGUCCCUGCAGGGAGUUUUCUGCUUGAUGUGAACUUCUGGUCCAUCUUUUUCGAAUCACAGUUUAUCUUUGUAAUCAGCCAGGUCUCUGGACCAAAGACCAUGCAUCUGAACUUCACAAGAAGGCUUUGGCAGAUUAUCCUGUAGGCUUUGCUCAGUUCAUCACUGCGUUGCUAAAAUGCCUCUGCGUGGAAGCAUUGUUAAAUUCUGCUGUAGACAAGGUGGGGAGGAGGGGGGGUGGGUGGGCCGAGGGGAGUAGGGAUGUCUUUAUUAAGAUACAGCCUUGCUGUAUUUUAACCAGUAAUUUUGGGGAAGGGGUGUCAGGAGAAGAAAAUAGUCACUGUUCCCCUUAUUGAAAGAAACUGGAACUUUUAUUUCAAGAAAAAAAAUUACUUGCAAUUCAAAUGGAGUGUCAUAAUCCAGUAGACCCUCGAGAAGGGGUUGCUAUUCUAACUGGUAACCAGCAAACAAUAUGGUCUUGUCCUUCAAAACAGUCAAGGGAGGGAGGGGAAAAUUGGAUUUCUGUUAAAUUGGCAAUUGGCAAACUCUCCAGUGGAGCUCAGAUUUUGUUCAGAAUGUGUUUUCUCUGGCUUUGUAUGUGUUGCAGCACUGACUUGUGAAGAGCUUCAUGAGUUGUGAGUGCAAAAAAGAUGAGUGGAAAAAUCCUGAUUUUGUUAAUUAAACUCAAUAAAAGCUCCCUGGAACUCCCA
This is a messenger RNA of Motacilla alba alba, 6577 nucleotides long. RefSeq names its product DEAD-box helicase 6 (gene DDX6). The record is from RefSeq and is a predicted model, not a curated record. The transcript has 14 exons. Gene Ontology annotation, cellular component: cytoplasmic stress granule; P-body. Lineage: Eukaryota; Metazoa; Chordata; Aves; Passeriformes; Motacillidae. Gene Ontology annotation, molecular function: mRNA binding; ATP binding; RNA helicase activity. Bases 718 to 2169 code for a protein of 483 amino acids. Gene Ontology annotation, biological process: P-body assembly; cytoplasmic stress granule assembly.